Molecule: messenger RNA, 525 nt
Organism: Saccharomyces mikatae IFO 1815
Lineage: Eukaryota; Fungi; Ascomycota; Saccharomycetes; Saccharomycetales; Saccharomycetaceae
Gene: YML6
Product: mitochondrial 54S ribosomal protein uL4m
Exons: 1
Coding region: 1-525 (174 amino acids)
Biological process (GO): translation
Cellular component (GO): ribosome
Molecular function (GO): structural constituent of ribosome
Source: RefSeq, a predicted model, not a curated record
AUGCCUCAAAAGGGUUCUGGUAGGGCAAGAGUCGGUGAUGCUAACUCACCAACAAGACAUAAUGGUGGACGGGCAUUAGCAAGAACUGCACCAAAUGACUAUACCACAGAACUACCAUCUAAGGUUUAUUCCAUGGCCUUCAACAACGCUCUGAGCCACCAGUAUAAAAGCGGGAAGUUGUUUGUUAUUGGUGGUAGUAAAGUCGAUUUAAUAUCCCCUACACCUGAAUUAGACUUGGACACGUUGGAUCUUAUUAACACAAGCGCACUUGAAGACAAGAAAACUUUUGAAGACAAAGCUAUUUUUAGGAAGUUCUUAGAGGAAUUUCAACUUAAAGGCAAGAGGUUACUUUUCAUCACAGACAAGACUAGAGAGGGGCUUAUGAAAAGUUCUGAUCCAUACAAGCAGAAAAUAGAUGUUAUACAGAAAGAACUCGUCGAGGUAAAUGACAUACUAAGAGCACAGGCUGUCUUUAUUGAAUUAGAAGCUCUUGAAUACUUGGCAAUAGUUCACCAGAAAGAAUAG